Messenger RNA from Fundulus heteroclitus (mummichog), 3046 nucleotides. It is a transcript of the gene asb12b, whose product is annotated as ankyrin repeat and SOCS box-containing 12b. Lineage: Eukaryota; Metazoa; Chordata; Actinopteri; Cyprinodontiformes; Fundulidae. Gene Ontology annotation, molecular function: protein binding. The record is from RefSeq and is a predicted model, not a curated record.
ACACACACACAGGGGCCGUUUUUACAACUCUCAGCAGCUGUAGAGGGAUCACACUCCUUGGAGGACCUCUGUCUUUGUGAUGGAGCUCUAACGUCGCUGCUAUCACUGGGACUAAAAAGCGACUUCAGGUAGGCGUCGCGUCUUCUUGGAUAAUCUGCCGUCCGCGCUCCGCUGACCCAAGAAUACAAGUCCUAACGCAAGCAAGACGGAUACCGUGACGAAACCUGUGGGUCUGUGGCUUUGCAGAUGAAGUUGUCUUGAUCCCCCCCCCCCACCCACCCACCCCCCCUGCCUGCCUGCCUGGAGUUUCACCAUGGCCCAGGGCCAGGCGGUCAACAUGAGUCUGAUGGACAUUUCAAAGAUCUUCUCCCUGCUCCAGCCCAAGGAGGAGGACGAGGACGGCGAGCAGGGUCAGGCCCUGAACAGCGCCGUGAGCGCUGACGACGCCGCCCUGCUCUCUGAGCUCCUCUCGCAGGAAAAAUACCGGAGGUGUAUCAAUGCUCCGAGCGGCUGGGGGGUCCCGGUGACCCCGCUGCGCACCGCCGCCGCCCUCGGACACCUGAGGUGCCUGGAGCUGCUGUUGGAGCACGGUGCAGAGAUAGACGUUCUGGACGUGAAGGCCCAGACUCUGUUCACGGCCGUGGGUGGGAAACACCUGGACUGCGUGGUGGCCCUGCUGAAGGCUGGCGCCGACCCCAACGGCAGCCAGUACAACAACUGCUCGCCGGUGCUGACCGCCGCCCGGGAGGGCGACGUGGACAUCCUCCGGGAGCUGCUGCGGUUCGGAGCCGAGGUGGAUGUCCGGCCCAAAGUCCCAGAGUGGGCGUCUAACGCCACGGCCUGCCGAGGGCCCCUGUACAUCUCGGCCGUGUACGGACACCUGGGCUGCUUUAAGCUGCUCCUGCUCCACGGGGCCAACCCGGACUACAACUGCACCGACGACAAGAUGCUGGCCAGGAUAAAGCAGCCCAAGACGGUAGUGGAGGUGUGCCUCCGUUACGGCUGCGGGGUGGAGUACAUUCAGCUGCUCAUAGACUUCGGGGCAGACGUUUACCUGCCCACCCUCAUCAUUGACAAGACCACCAAGCAGAAUGAAGCUCUGCUGCUGCUGCUCAAAGAGAGAGUUUGUCCCAAAACACUGAUGUCACAGGCUCGGCUGGCGAUCCGAAGACACAUCCCGUUUGCCGACAAGGACCCCGCAGUAGACAGUUUGGACAUACCUCUGAUCCUGAGGAACUACCUAAAGCACAGGAACUCUGAGCUCUGAGUGACGUUAGUUUGAGUUUGCUGAAUGGCUCGUUUAUGCGUUCUCCAUCUCUUCCAGUGAGGGAACCGUAGUCCCAGUUCCUCGGUGAACAAAAAAAACAUUGACACUCCUUGAACUCUCCCACCUUUUUGGUCGCAGUUGCCACCACAGACUUCAAUGCAUUUUGAUCAGAUCAGACAUUAAGUGUUACACCCAAAACCCAGAAGGGCACAAUUCUUGUAAAGUGGAAGGAACAUGAUGCACGGUUUUGAAAAUCUCUUACAAGUGAAAAUGUUAGCGAUCCGGCUUUGGUUUUAUUCAGCCUCUGGGCCGAUACUUUGUAGAACCAUCUGUUGUUUCUAUGACAGCAGCAAGUUAUUUUGUUUUGGGGAGGGGAGGUAUGCCAAUGCCUCCAAAUACUGACAUUCUUGCACAUUUUUCUUAGUGCAAUAGCUGAAGCGCAGUCAGAUGGAAAGUAAUGUAUCUGUAAAGACCCCCUUUUCAUCUGGCCCUCUUGCAGAUAUCCCUUUGGAUUUAGGCCGGACUUGGACUGGGAUGUUCCAACACAUGAACGCGAUUUGAUCGUAACCGUUUCGCGGCAUCUCUGGCUGUAUGUUUACGCUCGUCGCCCUGCUGCUGGGGGGGGGGGAUUCUCCACCUCGGUCUCUGACAGGUUUUCUUCCAGGAUUAGCGCCGUUCAUCUGCAGCCAUGUUUUACUGUUCAGGUGAUUUGCAGUGCUAAGCUUUCCCACCACACACGGCAUUGAACAUGCAGGCCGAACUGAUCAAGGUUGCCAACAUCUGACUUUGCAAGGUCGACUGCACAGCUUUUGACCAGCUGGACUUCUUGCCAUUGGUUUAUAGGAGUCAGAUUGGUGGAGUAAUAGCUGUCCAGUCAACAGCUUGUCCCACCUGAGAUAAGGAUCUUUGCAGCUCCUCCAGAGUUACCACAGGCCUCCUGGCUGCUUCUCUGAUCAAUGUCCACCCAAACCAGUCGGUUUGGGUGGACAGCCAUGUCUUGGUGGGCUGUACUCCUUUCAUUGUCAGAUGAUUGAUGGAGCCGAGGCGUUUAAAACUUGAGACGUUUUCUAAGCCAACUCUGCCGUUUUAUCCCAGACCUGUCUGGUGUGUUACUUGGUCUUCCUGACGCCGUGUGAAGCCUCGACAGUCCACCUGGAUUUAUACUGAGAUGGAAUUACCCACAGGUGGACUCUGUUUAAUAAUGAGGUGGCUUCUAAAAAAAACAAUUGUUUGCCCUGGAUCUUUGUUUUAGGGGCAUCAGGGGAAAAAAAGGGCUUUGAAUACCAAUGCUCACAUGUGUCAGAAUCCUAUUCAUGUCCUUUUGCUCCCCGUCUGCAAAUCACCUACGACAUGCCGGUGGUCUGUCUCACAAAUACCCAAGAAAAUAUAAUAAAGUUUGUGAUUUUAAUGUGACAAUUGUGUUUCAAGACAUCGCCGGGCUCUUUAAGGCUAAUAAGCGCGUUUCACUGAUGAGGACAAAGGAUUAUCCUCAGGGAGUCCAUGUUGGGAAAUCCGUGGGAGGUGCAACAUCACGGCCGGCCACUAGAGACCACAGUAGCACAGCACAAUGCUUCUGUCCCCAUUCGAAAGCUCCUCAUGGAUCGACCCUUGGUGUGUUUUCCUAUCAGGUUCUUUCUCUCUCUCUCUCUUUUUCUCUUUUUGCAAAUUAUUUCCCCCCACUGAAGAAUCACAUGCACACACACACACACACACAGGCACAGGCUGUCUGCAUCACACCAGGAUGUCUCAGAUCUCAGGCAGAAGAAGAAAAAAAAAAAA